This is a messenger RNA of Drosophila eugracilis, 1068 nucleotides long. RefSeq names its product alpha-tocopherol transfer protein. Gene Ontology annotation, molecular function: phosphatidylinositol bisphosphate binding. The record is from RefSeq and is a predicted model, not a curated record. NCBI's taxonomy places the organism in Eukaryota, Metazoa, Arthropoda, Insecta, Diptera, Drosophilidae. The coding region runs from base 22 to 957 and encodes 311 amino acids. Gene Ontology annotation, cellular component: membrane. The transcript has 3 exons.
AGCAUUGAAACGAGCGCCGGAAUGGCGACCAAUCUGAGACCUCUCAAUGCCCAGCUGGCAGCUCUGGCCAAGAGCGAGUGCAAUGAGGAGCAGGCACAACGCUCGGAGAUUAUAGCCACUAUACAGACAUGGAUCACUAAGUCGCCACAUCUCAAGGCACCCACCAAUGAGCAGCUGAUCCUGGCCUUCCUGCGGCGCUGCCGUUUUAGCCAGGAGGAGACCAAAAGGCGUUUUGACAACUACUACUCCCUGCGCAGUGUUUUUCCAGAGGUUCUGGGUUCUCGGCAGGUGGACGAGGCUCUGCUCACCCAGCUUCAAAGAGGGAUCCAUGUGAUACCCAUUCGUCCGGUGAGUCCCGAAGGACCAAGGGUUAUCAUUUCGCAGUUCCGAAACAUCGAUCCCAAGAAGUCGAAUCCCCGAGAGGCCUUCAAACUGGUCUUCAUUAUGCUGGAACUACUCGCUCUGGAGUGUGAUAAUGCCUCGAUUUCCGGUUUGGUUUGGGUGGUGGAUGCCCGGGAUGUCACCAUGGAGCAGAUGCUGCAGUAUGAUCCUUUUCUGCUAAAAAAAGCUUUUGCCCUGGUGGAUCAGUGUAUGCCAUUGCGAUUUGUGGAGAUUCAUAUGAUAAAUAUGCGAAAGGAGGGUCAAACUAUUUUCAAUUUUGUAACUAAGUUUUUGCCCUCUAAACUGCCAUUUAAGUUCGUGGUGCACAAGAAGUCGGAGGAUCUGUACCAGCACCUUCCGAGAGAUGCAAUGACCAUUGAGUACGGCGGCACCAAUGGCUACCAGGCGGAGGCAGUCGAUCAUUGGCGGCAGAAACUGAUGGAUAGCAAAGAUUACUUAGCUAAGGAUGCCCAGAAUGGAACCAAUGAGAAACUUCGCAUCGGAUUGGCCAGUGCCUGGGCGAAUGGUGAACUGGACGGAAUGAGCGGCUCCUUCCGCAAACUGGAACUGGACUAAGUUAAAGCCACUUUUUGUUUUCAAUUAUCGUUUUAAUUAAGUGCUAAAACUAUACAAAUAAUUUAAGGCCUAUUCCGGGUCACUGGGUAUCUCGUGUAUCCUCUUUAAAAA